AUGAAGUUCGCAGCAGUCUCCCUCGCCCUUCUCGGUGCCUCUGCCGUUCAAGGCCUUGCUACUCCAGCAACCUUCGGUAACGCUGUUCAGGCCCGCCAGAUCAGCGGUGGCAUCAACGGCAUUGGUGCCAUCGUCAUCACUCUCGAGGACGUGAUCGACUCCUUGAUCGGCCUGACCACUGAGACCAUCGGCGCUGUUUCUGACGCUGUCAACUCUGCCAUUGGCACCGCCACCGAUGCUAUUGGAGAAAUCACCGAUGCCCUGCCAACCGUCAGCAAGCGUCAAGCUGAUGCCGCCGUCGUUCUCGCCCGUCUCAACGCCCUCAUCGACCGCCUUCAAGUCCAGGCCAGCAUCCUCACCGGUACCGCUCUCAGCACGGUCAACAACUUGAUCAACCAGAUCCAGUUGAUCAUCACCAGCCUCACCCUCGACGCCACCACCCCGUUGUAA
Molecule: messenger RNA, 450 nt
Organism: Fulvia fulva
Lineage: Eukaryota; Fungi; Ascomycota; Dothideomycetes; Mycosphaerellales; Mycosphaerellaceae
Exons: 3
Coding region: 1-450 (149 amino acids)
Source: RefSeq, a predicted model, not a curated record